This is a messenger RNA of Herpailurus yagouaroundi (jaguarundi), 7084 nucleotides long. RefSeq names its product vestigial like family member 3 (gene VGLL3). The record is from RefSeq and is a predicted model, not a curated record. Gene Ontology annotation, biological process: regulation of DNA-templated transcription. Bases 230 to 1066 code for a protein of 278 amino acids. The transcript has 4 exons. Gene Ontology annotation, cellular component: nucleus. NCBI's taxonomy places the organism in Eukaryota, Metazoa, Chordata, Mammalia, Carnivora, Felidae.
UUGAGCCGAAAGCCAUUAGUAGGGAAGAGGAGAGGCUUCGGGAAGGGACGAGCACAGCAGCCUGGUGGACGGGUGGGGAUUCAUUACCUGGCUGGGGGCUUCAUUGGCUGUUGUCGCCGGAGCUCAGAGGCUGGUCCUCAUAGGCACCUUAGCUCUUUGGGCUCAGUUUUCUGAAACUCACCAAGGGCAUCUGUCUUAGGAGUAUAAGAAGUUAGCGGUAUACAGCAAGAUGCAGGACUCUCUGGAAGUCACCCUUCCCAGCAAACAAGAGGAGGAGGAGGAUGAGGAGGAGGAGGAGGAGGAGGAGGAGAAAGACCAGCCUGCCGAGAUGGAGUACCUUAACUCUCGCUGUGUCCUUUUCACUUAUUUCCAGGGAGACAUUGGGUCAGUAGUGGAUGAACACUUCUCAAGAGCUUUGGGCCAAGCCAGCACCCUCCAUCCAGAAUCUGCCAUUUCAAAAAGCAAGAUGGGGCUAACCCCACUAUGGCGAGACAGCUCAGCUCUCUCAAGCCAGCGGAAUAGUUUCCCGACUUCCUUUUGGACCAGCUCUUACCAGCCCCCACCUGCACCCUGCUUGGGGGGUGUUCAUCCUGACUUCCAGGUCACUGCACCCCCUGGCACCUUUACUGCAGCCGACCCCAGCCCCUGGCCAGGACACGGCCUGCAUCAGACUGGCCCAGCCCCUCCCCCGCCCGCAUCCGAGUCCUGGCACUAUCCUUUGGCAUCUCAGGUGAGCCCAUCCUACAGCCACAUGCAUGAUGUGUACAUGCGGCACCACCACCCCCACGCCCACAUGCACCACCGCCACCACCACCACCGCCACCACCACCCUUCUGCUGGCUCUGCCCUGGAUCCGUCCUAUGGGCCCCUGCUGAUGCCAUCAGUGCGUGCAGCCAGGAUUCCUGCUCCCCAGUGUGACAUCACAAAGACAGACCCGACUACAGUCACCACUGCUACCUCAGCGUGGGCCGGAGCCUUUCAUGGAACCAUGGACUUAGUGCCAAGUGUGGGGUUUGAAACAGGUCUACAGCAUCAAGACAAGAGCAAGGAAUCACCCUGGUACUGAAACACAGUAUUAGCAAGUCAGGUUGAAGUGUGAAUCCAUGGGCCCACUGGGAAAGAGGCUGCCAGGAUUUCCCAUUCUGCAGUGGGACACAAUAGACAUGGAAGAAGAAGAGGAAAUGUCAGCCAGCCAACUUUGGUUUGGAGCCUUUUCUUGAGAAAGCAGAGUGGGUCCUAGACAUUGAAGAAAAGCAUUUUUAUUUGUUUUUUUUUUUUUUUUCCCAAAUUUUGCCUUUUUAAAAUUUGAAAAAUUUUUUUUUUUUUUUUGUCUCGCUUUUAUCAAUACAUGAUUUAAUUUUUGUUUCAUUCUGAUUUUUUUUCUCUUUCCUUUUUGAACCAACCAUCUUGUCAGGAAAAGAUGAACCAGACAUGAAAAUGCUCAUCCUUUCAGGAAUACAAUUUUGUAGCUCUAUGUGUAUCUAUUUUUGUAGAAUACAGAAAGUUUGAUUUAGCAUUGAUGGGCUAUUUUUGAGGGAUGUAUUUUUUUUAAUAUUGUAAAAAUUGGUAAGUUCUGUUUAAAGAACUUGCUCUCAGAGAAGCACUGGCAAAAAUGUUAAAAAUGCUUGUCUUUAAAAUGUCUGUGAUAUGCUCUGUGCUUUCUAGGUUACCUCAAGUGUUUGAUAGUUCCUCCUUUUUACAAAAGUAGCAGCAUAGCCAAGCCAAGAUAGUAUUGUUUUACAUUAAAUCUCAGCGAAGAUUUAAUUCCAUGUUAGCUCACUUAGCUUUGAGUUAUGUGUAUAGAUUGAAAAGGAAGUUUUUUAAUGACCAUACUAAAGAAAGGAUAUUUCAUUACUUCGAUUUGUCCCAAAGAGUACUUGGAGUUUGACUAAGAAGAAAGUUUGCAUCAACUUUCAGUCAGAGGGAGAGACUGCCUGGAGUAUAUGUCUUUCUAGCCCAUCCAACUUUGAUAAAUGGAACCGGUUUGUAUCCAACCACUGGAAAAAAAAAAAUACAUUAACCCAUGCUACCUUUGAUUGCCAGUGACUUAGUUUCCUUGUUUCUAACUAUUCAAUCAUGGCAAUUUUUAAGGUCAUAUUUUAAGUGGAUGUUUUUGUUUGUUUGUUUUCGUUUUUAUUUUCUGAGAUAUUUUGAAUGGAAAAUAUUUGGGAGGGUACUAGACACAGCACAAGCCUUUAAUUCAGUGGCUAUUUCUGACAUUACUCAUCAUUAUAUAUUGAAAAAUAAUAUAUUGUAUAUGUGAUUUUAAACAUAGGUUUUUUUCAAGUCUUUUUUUGGUUGUUUAAAUCUGGUCUUAGUUGAUUGAACUCUUUUUAAGAAAAUGAUUUAGGGUAAAAUGAAAUUUAAAUUAGAACAUGCGACAAUUACUUAAAUUGGGGUAAUAAAUAGGCCAUUUAUUAUUUGAAAUUUAUUCAUGAAAACUCAGGAUUCAACUUGACGUGGCCCUCAGGACCCAAAUAAGGUGAAGUUGGAAUUAUCAUUAAGACCCUAUUGGGAAAAGAUUAGGGUUAUAAAAGUAGCAGUUAGUAAUUUUAAGGAUUUUUGAUUCAAGUCCAUUCUCUCAAAGCUGCUUCCAGAGAUGGGUCACAUUAAAGAGUUAGGGCUAUAUAGAAGUUUUAGUUUGGUAAAAGUUUCUCAAAUGUCCCCCAUCCUUGUCUUCACCAAUAUGAAAUACAGUGUUUAGUGAAAUACCACUUUCCAUUUUCAAUUGUGUAUAUCUUGUGUGUAAAGAUUUUAGCUAUAAGAACAACACAACCUUUGCUCAGCUAGGCAGGGUUCUUACAGAUAAUUUAAAGUAGUUCCCUUAUCUCUGUUUUUUACAUUGGUUGUCUUUCCUGGUGCCUCCUGUGAGUUAUAAAUCUAUACACUCUCUUGUAUUCUUAUCACUCCAUAAAUUGCUUCUUCUUACCUAGACUCACCUUAACACAAUAUGCAUAUUUUUACCUAGUGUGAGGUUGAAACUUAAGGAAUUUUCCACUUACUAAUGACACGAACUUUGAGUUCUAGGGAGUGGCUUGGUUAAAUUAUCUAUAUUUUGAUCUAUAAUUUUAUUUGUUAUGGUUGUAUGUACUUUGUCCAAUCUGUGGAGCAUGAAGUUGAUUGAAUCUAUAAAAUUGGUUUCCUCUUGUGUCCUCCUGAGUUUUCAAAGACAAGUAUUCAGCAGUUCCCAUGGGAUGACUCAUUGGGGAUUAUUUAGUUCCUUCCUCUUCCUUUGGAACCUAUUAACUUCCUUUGCAGUUUCUCUUAGAACAGUGUUGUACUCCAGCUCAUUCAGAUCAUGCAAUUGGAUUUUCCCAAUUAAGGGAGAAGAAAAGUAUUAACUCUCUGCUCCGUUCCUUCUUCUCCAUUGAAUUGAAUUCAAAAGGAGAGCAGACAAUUGGAUAGCUUCACCCUGAAUUUGGACUGUGUUCUGUGCCACUGUAGGAUGGUACAUUGUGCACAGUAGAAUGUAGGAUGAAACAUUCCUUGGCUCUGGGGCCCAAGAAAAGUUGGGGACCUGAAUUCUGCUGUAUCUAGGAAAGAUUUGCAAGUGAGGUCUCUUGUUGAGAAAAGACAUCAUUGACAUAUUGCAAGGAUUAGAUCCUUGCAAGAUAAGGAAUAGAUCAAAGUCUAAAUAAAAAGAGAGUGCAUGUCUCUAUAAUUGCCUGGCAUCCCCUUGUUAUGAUCAUUUUACCUUUACCACCAGAAGUUAUAAAAGAGAAUGGGGUGUAAUUUAGCAUGAUAUUCUGACCUUAAGUUUAAAAUGCUAUCACUGUCUGGUUCUCCUUUCCUCACAUCAAAACGAUGCUGUUGAACUUAUAGGCUUCUAACCUGCUUUAAAGAGGCUACCAGCUUCCUCCCUAAAUCAUUUGAAACCACUCCACCUUUGACUAUUUUAAAAAUUAGACUUUAUUCAAGGUUUUGGAAGAUGUGAGCUAAACCAUAUAAAAUCAUCUCAUUUAUUUGACAUCUAAUCCAGGCUUUGGCCACUACACUAUCAUAAGUUAAUGAACAACUCAUGAGUUGGAUCUCAACAGGCUACUUUGUCCCUCAUCGUUUAUUUGAAAGAGCCUCUAAAUAUUUUAAAAAUCAAUGUUUCUUAAGAAGGUUAAUCAUCCCCUUCCUAACUUUCAUCUGUAAUUUUUCUUCUUUCUCUUUCUCCUUAAAAUUAUUUGCAUUGUCAUUUAAGCAAAAAUGCCCAGGGUUGCUCCAAAUGUUGCAAAUAAGAACCAGUGGUUUGCAAAUAAUUGAGGAAUUAGUUCUUUGAACUUUAUAACAAACCUAAAAAAAACAAACAAACAAAAAAAACCAAAACAAAUUCUAGGCACUGGUGUAAAACAUGCCCUUGAGGAGCUCAUUAUUCAUUUUGCAAACCAUAUUUCCUAUUCCUGUUCUAAGACUUGCAGAAUAGGACUGGAUCUAUCUAGUUUUUGCAUUUGUUCUUUGGUUUAGUUGCAGUCAGAAACUAUAUUUUAAGAAACUAAAUUCUAUUUCUUACUGGGUGUCCCUCCCUUUGUUACACUGUAUUUGCCAAAUUAAGUCAAUGAGGCAUUAGGUGGUGGUAAAGGAAAGUAUACAUGCUGGAGUUUUGACUGGGGGAUGAAUAGAGAAGUAGAAUGAAUUAAUGGAAAAGAUCAUUGGUUUGUAUAUUAGGUAUUCUCUGAAUUCUGUCUUGGCCACAGUUAGAUAUGUGUGAUUUGGGGUUUAUCUUAUGAAGAAAGUGAGAUAAUAAUACCUAACUGGCAGGCUGUGAAGUGUGGAAAUCAUAUCUAUAUGAUAUAUAUAUAUAUAUAUAUAUAUAUAUAUAUAUAUAUAUGAUCAAUCAUAUCUGUCUCAUUAUAGCUAUUUAAUAAAUGACAGACACCACAAAUAUCUAUCAAUUUUGUAAGUAGGUCAUAAAACUGAGCUCCCAAAUGUCCCUUCUCUAUACUUUCCAUAUCUAUUUCUGCAGCAAUCCAAUAGAUAUAUGACUACUUUUUCAUGACAAAUUGUUGCAAGAGAAUCUUUGCCCACUACUAUUUGUUGAAGAUAAAAUGUAAAUUUCUUAAUUAUUUCUGUUACUUUAGUGUGUCAUUUAUGAAAGAAAAUAACCUUUUAGUGGUAUGUAGCCCCAACUGUGAGUUUGGGCUUACAUAUUCCAAAGUUUUAUUCAUCCACGAUCCCAAAUCAAGGCAACAUCUUUAUUAAAUCACCAAAGUUUAUAUUUUUCAAUUAUAUUUUGGGCUUCCUUAGCACCUGGAAUAAAAACAUCUCUUUUGAAGUUAUCCAUUUUUUUUUCUUUUACUUGCCUUGGAGGAAAAAUUGCAGAAUAUGGUGGAAAAAGAUCGUUUGCAUGAAAAGGGGGGGGGGAAGAAAACCCUUUACGAUUUCAGCAGAUUUACUCUGCUUGAGAAAAAAAGAAACAAUUUUAUUGGAAGCAGAUGUUGACACUGUGUCAGUUAUUGAAGAUGGAAAGAGUUCGCUUGAGCCAUUGCAGUUACAAAGGGGUAUUGAUGGCAGUUAGAAUCCCUGUGAUGGAUCACCUUCACAGCAGACAUAAGGACAGCAGAAAAGCAGAAACUGUAUGAGACCACUGAAAUCAGCCUGCUGAUUUUAACGUACAGGAUCCUAAGGAUCCAGUUUCAUUUUGUUUUGUUUUGUUUUUUCUUUCCUCCAGGAUGAAAGACACAUCUUUCAGAAAAUUUAAGGCUUCUUUGAGAAAUUUACUUUUAUUCUCUAAAAACAUGGCCUAAGAGCCCUUUAAAUCUCUUAUUUUUAAAGUACUAAAAGUAUUAUUAAAGUCAUUUUAGAAAAAUCAGGUUAUAGUUUUAGUUCAGUGAUGUAUGUUGAAAAUAAAUACAUAAACUACACAAAAAUGGAUGAUUGAAGAUUGGGGUAUGGGUGGGCCCUUCCAGGAAACCUUGGUCUCAAUAGCUUUAAUUACCUUAGUAACUUGGUCAUGGACAUUGGUCACAGAACAGACUUUCAGGCUUUUCUCUUUUAGUGCUCUCUUGGAAUUUACUCCUAUAUACUCUCCCAAAGUAUAGAAAUAGCCAUUGUUAUUAAAAUAUCUUGAUUUUCUUAUUUCCUUUAUUGUCCAUUAUGCUUUUUUAUUUGUUUGAAAAAAUUUUAUAGUUUCAAAUAAUUAAACUAAUGUUCAGUCAAAAUUGCAAAUUAACUUGAUCCGAUAAUAUGUAAAUGUCCUUUUUAAAGGUCCAAGGCAUACUAUUGAAUUAAGUGUAAUUAUGUAAGUAAACAAUGAUACCUUCUAGAAAAGGGACAGUCACCAUCAAGUAGCUUCCUUUUUAACAAUUUUUGGACUACUAAAUUUUGACUUAAGAAUAACUCUUCUAGAAUAUAAGAUUCUUUAGGGUUCUUUUUUUUUUUUUGGUGUAUGCAUAAGAUGUGAACUUUUCUAAUGAUAUCUCUUUAUACUAGUAGAGAUGUACAUUUUUUUUUUCUAUGCUGUGUCUAGGGCAAAAAUGAAUAAUUAUUUACACACAUGAUUUAAUUUCUUAGGAUAUUUACAAUCUUGGAUAUUAUAUAUGAUUUUAAAAUACUAUUCCAUUCAUUUUUCUGGAUGUACAAUAUAGGGAAGAGUAUUCAUGUGAAUUCUUUGUUCAUUUUAAAGUGCAUAUAUUGAAAGAGAAAACGUGGAUUAAUUUGUUUUUAUCAUAUACAUCUAGGUAAGGUGAAAUACUUUUAUAAAAAAAUAGUGUAGAAGACUAUAUUUGUCACUUGGUUAGGUAAACUGAAAAUAAUAAUAGAAAUAUUAUCUUACAACAUUGAAAUACAAUGAAAUUCCAGACUUGAGAGUUUUAUGACCAAUUUUAUGCUAUCUUAAUUUUACAUUUCCAGAAAGACAAAUUAACUAAUCUUACCUAGUUGUCAGUCUUUAAUUCAUAAAACUUUUGGGUUUACAAGCACAUUAUGGAAUCAUAAUUUUUGUUUGUUUUUCUUGGGAUUGUGGAAAGAGACAUUUUCAUAUUUCUAUUCACUCUUCAAAUGCAGGUCACAUAACUAUGUGUCAAUGAUAUAAGAUGAUGGAGGACUUUGUAGUAAAAACUGUCACCUUCAAUUUGUUCAAUAAAUAAUUUAAUGUGAA